Liolophura sinensis is the source of this 3886-nucleotide messenger RNA. Its product is annotated as ATP-binding cassette sub-family C member 5-like. The record is from RefSeq and is a predicted model, not a curated record. Gene Ontology annotation, cellular component: membrane. Gene Ontology annotation, biological process: transmembrane transport. Bases 1 to 3558 code for a protein of 1185 amino acids. Gene Ontology annotation, molecular function: ATP hydrolysis activity; ABC-type transporter activity; ATP binding. Lineage: Eukaryota; Metazoa; Mollusca; Polyplacophora; Chitonida; Chitonidae. The transcript has 26 exons.
AUGGAUUCUCAGAUUCCUGAAAACGGAAUAGUUUUACAGUCGUUCAAGCUGAGUAGUGUUCAAUCGAAUUCGAAUUUUUCACCUGUUCCACAACAUGUGAAAAACGAAACUCGUUCCAAGAAAAGGGGUAAAAUCAGGGUCGGUACACCCUUACCCCAGCACACGGCAAACCUGUUGUCGUUCACCAGCUCGUAUUGGCUUACCCCUCUCAUCUACCAGAUUGCCCGUUCCCAGAAGGAAGUCCUGGACGACGACGCUGUGUGGUCAGCCGCCCCAGUCGAUGGUUGCCAAGAAAACGCUAAAAUACUGGGUGAGUUAUGGGAACGAGAGUUGAGGAAGAAGGGGAGGAAGAAGGCCUCCUUAUUCAAGUGUUGUGUACAAUUCGUGGGACCUAUGUUCUGGAGACUCUUGCUCGGAUCUGUCUUCUUUGCUCUCAGCCUAGUUAUCUUAACGCUGAUCCAGAAAAUGAAAGAAGUACUAAACAGCAUUCGUCUGAUAAAAAUGUGGGCGUGGGAAAAGCCAUUUCUGACAGAAAUUAUCGAUGAAAGGAAAAAGGAGACGUCAAAAUCCAAAAAUCAGACAUUUUUGACCAUAUUGGGAGUUUGCCAGAUAUUCCAAACGCCAGCGUUAGCCACGGCGAUAACAUUAACCUUGUACAGUUAUUUCGGCAACACACUGAACACGGAAUUGGACUUUUUACUCAGACCGGAUGUGAAAACAGAAUCCACUGUUGUCAGCGAUGACCAGUUAGCUGUAGAGAUGAAGAAGGCGUGUUUUCAUUGGCCCUCAGAUCUUGAAAACGGUGACCGGAGUAAGGAAAUCUCCAACGCAUAUUCAAAUCCUGUGAUGGACGAAGAAAGUGAUACUGAAAUAGAUUCUGCCUCAAAUGUGUCUAAGCCCAACGGUGUUGUGACUACCAAGCCAAACCUGGGCCGUGAACCUGUCCUCAAAAACAUAUCCUUUGAAGCAAAGAAGGGUAGUCUUAUCGGAAUCUGUGGGCCUGUCGGAAGUGGGAAGUCUGCCCUCGUGUCCGCUCUUCUCGGUCAGAUGACGCAGCUAGAAGGGAGUUUGGCUGUGAACGGAACUAUAGCCAUUUGUCCACAGGAAGCCUGGAUCUUUAACGAUACGCUUAGAGAAAAUAUUCUGUUUGGUUCUCCGUAUAACAAGGACAGGUAUGAGAAAACAUUGGAUUUGACUUCUUUGCGAACCGAUGUGGAGUCUUUUCCUGUAGGAGAUCAAACAGAAAUUGGUGACCGAGGCAUCACGCUAAGCGGUGGUCAGCGUCAGAGGCUGAGUUUGGCCAGAGCCCUGUACAGUGACCGGGACAUUUACCUCCUGGACGACCCUUUCUCCGCCUUGGACGUGACCGUCGGUCAGCAGGUGUUUACCAGGUGUAUCAAACAAGGUCUGAGGGAGAAGACCGUCAUACUGACCACUCACCAACUACAGUAUCUUCAAGACUGUGAUCUAGUGAUUUAUCUAGAAAAUGGAACAGUAUCAGAAAUGGGAACGCAUGCAGAGCUAAUGGAACAGGCCAAGGAGUACUCCCAUAUGAUCAAAUCUUUCUACGAAAAGACAGCAACAAAAGAAGUCCAACCCGGGGAAGAACAGGCCCAGCAGUCAGAAAAGGCGGUUUUACACAUUCUAGAUGCAGAGGCGGGCCGACUGACGGAGAAGGAAUCUAUGGGAGUGGGCAAUGUCACGUGGGCUUGUUACGCAACUUACAUCCGGUCCCUAGGCGGCGCCACUGCCUUCCUCUUCCUCUUAUUCUGUUUUAUGCUAACUGAAGGUAUUGUCUUUGCCUGUGAUUGGUGGCUUUCUGCAUGGCUUCAGCAGGUAGAUUCGGAUGAUGUCAAAUCUGGAAACAGCAGUCUAUUUCAAAUGGACAAUGUGACGGUUUCUCCUGAGACGGAGAUCUCAGAUGUGAUGCGAUCACUGACCGGAGUGUCGACAAUCAGCAUAAGUAUGGACAGAUCAACCUUUGUUCUGGUUUACGGCAUUGGCAUUGCAAUUCUCUUUCUAACCAAUUUUUCAAGAAGCUGGAUUUUGGCUAAGACGACCAUAAACAGUUCUCACGUUCUACACAAGAAGGUCCUGGCAAAGGUCAUGUCCAGCCCGGUGUCGUUUUUUGACAGCACUCCCUCUGGGCGAAUCAUGAACCGAUUCUCUGCUGACAUAGACAUGUUGGACACUCUGAUUCCAAUGGAUCUGGGCGCAUGUCUAAUGGUGUUUUUUCGAAUAAUGAUCGCUGUCGGUGGAAUAGCGGCCAUUUUCCCGCUGCUAUUGGUUUCCCUUGUACCCGCGGUGAUCGCCGUCAUGAUAAUUGGACGCCUCGGAAGGGCCUCAUCUUUCCAAAUGAAAAGAAUGGAUAACGUCACGCGGUCCAAACUAUUAGAUCACGUGACCAGCACGGCCCAAGGUCUAGUAUCGGUUCGCACUUACGAGAAAGAAAACAUGUUUACGAAAAGAUUGAUAAAUUAUCUGGACACAAAUUCGACUAGAUACAUGCUGUGUGAGUGCUGUAUCGAUUGGACAGUCUUACGCGGAAACUUUGUAGGAGUAAUGUUGAGUCUGAUAACCUCCGUGCUCGUUGUCGUCUUCCGGCAGCAGAUUCCCUCUCAGAUGGGAGGACUGGCGCUGUCCUUACUCAUACAGGCCAUGACGCUGAUUGGUCCUUUAAUACAGUUUGCAUGUCAGUUCGAGGCUCGAAUGACUUCAGUAGAGAGACUAGAUGAGUACAUAAAGACGCUUAAAUCCGAAGGGCUUCAGAAAAAGGUAACAACCUCUGUAGCAGCCGACUGGCCGAGAUCUGGUGACGUCACCUUUAAUGAGGUCUGCAUGGCGUACGACACGAAUAAAAAACUGGUGCUGAAAAACGUCUCCUUUAGUGUCAUAUCUGGACAGAGCAUUGGAAUUAUAGGGAGAACUGGAGCUGGCAAGUCCUCCUUAGGGACAGCUCUGUUCCGGUUGGUCGAGUUGUCCUCUGGCAGCAUUCUCAUUGACGGGGUUGACAUCGCCCAGCUCAGUUUACACCAGCUCAGAUCGAGGCUCUCCGUGAUUCCUCAGGAGCCCGUACUGUUUGCUGGGUCUCUCAGGCGGAACCUAGAUCCUAUCAACACAUGUACAGAUGAAGACAUUUGGACGGCCCUGGAGAAAUCACAGCUGAAGGAGAAGGUGUACCAUCUACCUGGACAACUGGAGUACUAUGUGGAGAAUAACGGAGAAAAUUUCUCCGUGGGAGAACGGCAGCUGAUAUGCAUGACAAGAGCUCUCCUCAGGAAUGCUCCGAUUGUGCUGUUGGACGAGGCCACGGCAAGUGUGGACACAGAAACCGAUUCCAAGAUCCAACUAAUGCUGAAAGAGGCCUUCUGGGAUAGGACAGUGCUUAUCAUCGCUCAUCGUCUCAACACAGUGCAGCACUGCCACAAGAUACUCGUCAUGGACGCAGGCACGGUGCAUGAAUUUGACACCCCUCAAAACCUGAUGAAUCAACCCAACUCUCUGUACAGGACCAUGUUGAGUGGGAGCAUUGCCAGAAAAACAGGAAGGGACAUCUGAGAUAGCUGGGAUGGGUCCAUGUUACUCGAUCGUCAACAUUGUCUGUCGACUGGUUGUGUACAACAUGGAUAUACAAUCGUUAUUGGAAAAGCUUGAAUUCGGAACUGGUUUGGGAAACUACGUAAAAUAAUACAUAAGGAAUUAGUAUUGGGUAGCUUUAAAAUCCUGAAUACGGAAGGGUUAUUGGAAAGUAUAUAAAGUAUGCACAGGAAAUCUUAUGGGCGACACUGAAAUUGUGCACACAGAGCUGUUUUUGGAAAACUGUAUCAAAUCCUUGGAUACCAAAAUCUGGUCGGAAAACUGAACAAAUAAUACACGAAUAUAAAAG